Dryobates pubescens (Downy woodpecker) is the source of this 1462-nucleotide messenger RNA. It is a transcript of the gene DGAT1, whose product is annotated as diacylglycerol O-acyltransferase 1. Gene Ontology annotation, molecular function: diacylglycerol O-acyltransferase activity. Gene Ontology annotation, biological process: triglyceride biosynthetic process. Bases 25 to 1446 code for a protein of 473 amino acids. Gene Ontology annotation, cellular component: endoplasmic reticulum membrane. The record is from RefSeq and is a predicted model, not a curated record. Lineage: Eukaryota; Metazoa; Chordata; Aves; Piciformes; Picidae. The transcript has 17 exons.
GCCGGGAAGGGCCGAGGCCCAGCAAUGGGCGAACGCGGAGCUGCUGCUGCUGCGGCAGCGGCGGCGGGAACUGCGCCGGUGGGGACGAGGAAGCGGCGGGGAGCGGGGGGAACGCGGCAGAGCCCCGGGGCUGGCCAGGGAGACAGCGGAGAGGAGCCCGAUGGGGACUUCAGGUGCCACAAGGUGCAGGAGUCGCUGCUCAGCUCCUCCAGUGGCUACAGCAACUACCGGGGGGUCCUCAACUGGUGCGUGGUGAUGCUGAUCCUGAGCAACGCCAGGCUCUUCCUGGAGAACCUCAUCAAGUACGGGAUCUUGGUGGACCCCAUCCAGGUCAUCUCCCUGUUCCUCAAGGACCCCUACAGUUGGCCCUCCCUUUGCUUGCUCCUUGUGGCCAACGUCUUCGUCGCGGUGGCCCUGGCCUUGGAGAGACGCUUGGCAGAGGGCUCCCUUUCAGAGGGGCUGGGGGCUGCCCUUCACAGCCUCAACCUCUUGGCCAUCCUCUGCUUCCCCGCCGGCAGCGUCCUCAUCGUCACCUCCAUCACCCCCAUCGGAGCUGUCUUCGCCCUGGCUAUCUACACCAUCAUCUUCCUCAAGCUCUUCUCCUUCAGGGAUGUCAACAAAUGGUGCAGGGAAAGGAGGGGGGCACAGAAAGCUCCCCCAGAAACAGCAGGAGCUAAGAAAGCCAACGGGGCUGUGGGGCUGAAGGUGGUCACCUACCCAGCAAACCUCACCUACAGCAACCUUUACUACUUCCUCUUUGCCCCAACCCUCUGCUAUGAGCUGAACUUCCCUCGCUCCCCACGCGUCCGCAAGAGGUUCCUGCUCAGGAGGCUCCUGGAGAUGCUCUUCCUGAUGCAGCUGCUGGUGGGGCUGAUCCAGCAGUGGAUGGUGCCCACGAUCCAGAAUUCCAUGAAGCCCUUCCGGGACAUGGAUUAUUCCCGGAUCAUAGAGCGGCUCCUGAAGCUGGCAGUCCCCAACCACCUCAUCUGGCUCAUCUUCUUCUACUGGUUCUUCCACUCCUGCCUCAACGUGGUGGCUGAGGUGAUGCAGUUUGGGGACAGGGAGUUCUACAGGGACUGGUGGAACUCGGAGUCCGUCACCUACUUCUGGCAGAACUGGAACAUCCCUGUCCAUAAGUGGUGCCUCAGGCACUUCUACAAACCCCUGCUGAAGUGGGGGGUCAGCAAGUGGCUGGCCCAGACGGCCGUGUUCCUCCUCUCCGCCUUCUUCCAUGAGUACCUGGUGAGUGUCCCCCUGAAGAUGUUCCGGCUCUGGGCCUUCAUGGGGAUGGCAGCACAGGUGCCCCUGGCCUGGUUGGUGUCGCGGUUCCUGCGGGGCAACUACGGCAACGCGGCGGUGUGGAUCUCGCUGAUCAUCGGCCAGCCCAUCGCCGUCCUCAUGUACGUCCACGACUACUACGUCCUCAACUAUGAGGGCACCCAAUGAGGGUGGCCCCGGGGUG